Carassius carassius (crucian carp) is the source of this 1976-nucleotide messenger RNA. It is a transcript of the gene tmtopsa, whose product is annotated as teleost multiple tissue opsin a. Bases 242 to 1423 code for a protein of 393 amino acids. Gene Ontology annotation, biological process: G protein-coupled receptor signaling pathway; visual perception. Gene Ontology annotation, cellular component: photoreceptor outer segment; membrane. The transcript is spliced from 4 exons. Gene Ontology annotation, molecular function: G protein-coupled receptor activity. The record is from RefSeq and is a predicted model, not a curated record. NCBI's taxonomy places the organism in Eukaryota, Metazoa, Chordata, Actinopteri, Cypriniformes, Cyprinidae.
CACACGGUGGAGCAAAGGGACGCAAACUUUAUUCCCACAUUUAAACCGAGCAACAAAGUUCAGCAAUUGAAGAAAAAAAAUCUUCCUGCAUAUCAUCCAACACUUAAACUCUACUGCAAAUAACUAUCCUCUCUAUGGAUCGCAGUCUCUUGUCAAAAAGCCACAGCACAUUCAAUGUUUUGCUUUCCCCCAGAAAACAAUGCAGUGACUUUUGAUCAAUGUGUGCUCAGAACGGAUUGCGAUGAUUGCGUCCAGCUUGAGUGUGAUCAGUUGCAGGAGGGCGAACAGCGCGCUGUGCCUCAGUGCAGUGGAGGAACAUUUGGAGGCGUCUUCCUCCUAUCGCAACCUCAGUCCCACCGGCCACCUGCUCGUGGCUGUGACCUUGGGCUUCAUCGGCGCUUUCGGAUUCCUCAACAACCUUCUGGUUCUCGUGCUCUUCUGCCGCUACAAGAUUCUGCGGUCCCCCAUCAACUUUUUGCUGGUGAAUAUUUGUUUGAGUGAUCUCCUGGUAUGCGUGUUGGGCACGCCGUUCAGCUUUGCGGCGAGCACUCAAGGGCGAUGGCUCAUCGGUGACACUGGAUGUGUGUGGUACGGCUUUGCCAACUCGUUGUUAGGCAUUGUGUCACUUAUCUCUCUGGCCGUGCUAUCAUACGAACGGUACUGUACAAUGAUGGGCUCCACUGAGGCUGAUGCCACCAACUAUAGGAAGGUGGCCGGUGGGGUAGUGAUGUCCUGGGUCUACUCUCUAAUCUGGACUGUGCCCCCUCUGUUUGGUUGGAGCCGCUAUGGCCCAGAAGGCCCCGGGACCACCUGCUCUGUAGACUGGACAACCAAGACAGCCAAUAACAUCUCUUACAUCAUUUGUCUUUUUAUUUUUUGCCUGAUUGUCCCCUUCCUGGUCAUUGUCUUCUGCUAUGGUAAGCUGCUGCAUGCCAUUAAACAGGUCAGUGGUGUGAACACCCCAAUGAGCCGCAAAAGAGAACACCGGGUUCUUGUCAUGGUGAUCACCAUGGUGAUCUUCUAUCUGCUCUGCUGGCUGCCUUAUGGGAUCAUGGCUCUGCUGGCCACUUUUGGAGCCCCAGGACUGGUUACUGUGGAGGCUAGCAUAGUGCCCUCCAUCUUAGCGAAGUCCAGCACGGUCAUCAAUCCCAUCAUCUACAUCUUCAUGAAUAAACAGUUCUACAGGUGUUUCAGGGCUCUUUUCAACUGUGACAAACUCCAGCGAGGUUCCAGUCUGAAAAGUUCUUCAAAGGUAACUAAACCUGUUCGGCCUGGACGGCGCACAGACAACUUCACUUUUGUGGUUGCUUCAUUGGGACCCACAGUGCUGCCCAACCAGGCAAACCCAGCAGAGGACCGCCCUCUAUCAACAGAUAAUGCCAAACCUGCAGUGGUUUCCCUUGUGGCCCAUUAUAAUGGUUGAGAGUUAUUCUGCUUUGAAAAAUGGUGACACUUGAAGAAACUUUUCACAUAAAAUGAGGCAAAUGCGGUGUGAGAUUUGGAGGAUUUUACAAGAAUAUUGCCUAUAAGUACUAUAACAAACAAGAAAAUGAAAGAAUCCUGAGGGAGGCUGAUUUUUUGGAGUUUAUUUUUAAGCUCUACCCUACCGUAUAUGUUUCUGUUAUCCAACAAAAGGGUAUUCUUGCAGUAAUAUGUAGCUAGCAGUUCCUAAUUUUCUUUGAAUUCUGCAGGUAUUAAAAUGACUAUUUUUGUAGACCGGUCCAAAUGAUCUGCUGAGAGAAAAAUACUAUUCUCAGUACAGUAAACCACAGCUGUCAAUUGUUUGACACUCUUUUUUUGUAAAAGUCCAGAUGAGAAAACAACAUUUAUAUCAAUGUAUAACUUAUAAGGGUUUUUCUACAUCUAUUCACUUUUCUUUUCAUAAGAAAAGCUGGGUAUGGCUUUUUUUAAUGGGUUUUAAACAUUGUAAGCACUGUUAAUGUAUGGACUGUGAAUGUAUGUUACAGCUUCUGUUU